UCUGCCUGCGUUCCCCACUGGCAUGGUGGUAGCGAUAGCCAUUGGUGUGGCUCUAGUUGUCUUGCUGCUCAUCGCGGUUAUCGUGUGUGUCGUCAGAAAGAAGAACUCUAAAAAGCAUUACUCUGGCUGCAGUACCUCUGAGAGCUUGAUGUCGCCAGUUAAGCAGGCUCCACGGAAGUCACCCUCCGACACAGAGGGUUUGGUAAACCACGUGCCCGCCAGAUUGCACCAGGGCCCAGUCAUUUAUGCCCAAUUAGAUCACUCCGGUGGGCAACACAGCGACAAGAUUAACAAGUCGGAAUCCGUGGUUUAUGCUGACAUUCGGAAGAACUGAGGAGAUCCCACCAUAUCCAAAGCAAAACAAAAAUUCAAACUGGAAUGGCUUGAAUCAAAUGUGACCCAGAGAACUCACAUGUGGCCUUUGAUGCCUAGGCUAGGACCAAUGCAUGUGAAUACAGAGAGAUAUAUGUGUGUUGUGUGUAAAUAGUCUAUUUAAUCGUACAGAAGUGAGACCAGUGUUGCAUGUUGAGAUGCAGUAAGAAUUCUGCUUAUAAAUGGCCAAUAUUCUUUUUUUGUAUCUAGGAUAAGGGGAGAAAAAGUGAAAAUACAUAACAUGGCAAUUUUAAAGUAUUUUUUGUCUCAAUCAUUAAUGGGGAAACUGGAAGGUGCUAGGGGAUUCUAGAUUUACCUGGUCGUUUUUCAACAGGGUUUUCCUUUUUUGAAGGGAUGGAUAUGAGGAAGGUAGUUUCUAUAGGAUAUUUCCUCUUCUCCAAUCUAUACAAAUUGACGGCCACCUCAUCUUACUUAUACAAUUAGACCUCUUUGCUCAGAAAAACCCUCCCAUCUGCAUGGGAGAAGGAAGAGCUAAGUUAUAAAAGAUCUGGUAAAUUUUAGCCAUUUGAAAUGUCUACCCUUCACCCCUUUAAAUGUAUGAGAACUUUAAAUUUAUAUAAUGGUGACAUUGCUCAUAGAUUAAUAGAUUUUUAUGGCCAGAAGGGACCAUUAUUAGCUCAUCUAGUCUGACCUCCUGUAUAUCACAGGCCAUAGAAUUUCAUAUAGUUACUCCUGUAUUGAGCCCAUGUAUUGUUAGAGCUUAAAGCCAGUCCCUUAGAACACAGGGACUGUGUUGGCCCAGUGGGGUUUGUGCAGUGAAAAUAAAACCCAACUUUUAAUAAGUAAGCUAAGAUAGGGUGACCAGAUGAGAGGAAGAAAAUAUCAGGACACAUUUGGGGGGGGUCCGGCAGCCGA
Terrapene triunguis (Three-toed box turtle) is the source of this 1248-nucleotide messenger RNA. It is a transcript of the gene MPZL1, whose product is annotated as myelin protein zero like 1. NCBI's taxonomy places the organism in Eukaryota, Metazoa, Chordata, Testudines, Emydidae. The coding region runs from base 23 to 334 and encodes 103 amino acids. The transcript has 3 exons. The record is from RefSeq and is a predicted model, not a curated record.